GUGCGUGUGUCCCUGUCCGCGCUGCUAAAGCGGGCUCUUCGAGGGAUCGGCGUCACAUGACUCCGCCUGCCCCUCGCCAGCGCGCAGCUCGCCAGUCCCUCAGUUUGCCCGGCGCCAGGGGAGGGUCGGGAAGCAUCUCCAGGGCCCGGGGGCUCUGCGAAGCGGGGAAGAGGUUCUGGAGGGGAAUGGUACAUCUGGAUUCCAGCAGCCGCGGCUCGGCGCCAGAUCCCGGACUGUAGAAAUUUGGGGGGAGGGGAGAGCGAGAAGGAGCGAGCGAGCGCCUGAGAGAGGCAGCGCGCCGCAAGGACAGGGGCUGCCGGGUGCCGCGCGGAGAAAAUGUAAGCGCGUGGAGUCUAGCUGGCCUCCGAGCACCAUGCAGAAGGGGAUCCGGCUGAACGAUGGCCACGUCGCGUCCCUGGGACUGCUGGCGCGCAAGGACGGCACGCGCAAGGGCUACCUGAGCAAGCGGAGUUCGGACAACACAAAAUGGCAAACCAAGUGGUUCGCGCUGCUGCAGAACCUGCUCUUCUACUUCGAGAGCGACUCGAGCUCGCGGCCCUCGGGGCUCUACCUGCUGGAGGGCUGCGUCUGCGACCGCGCGCCCUCCCCCAAGCCUACGCUCUCGGCCAAGGAGCCUCUGGAGAAACAGCACUAUUUCACGGUUAACUUCAGCCACGAGAACCAGAAAGCCUUGGAGCUGAGGACAGAGGACGCCAGGGAUUGUGACGAGUGGGUGGCAGCCAUCGCUCACGCCAGCUACCGGACCCUGGCCACGGAGCACGAGGCAUUGAUGCAGAAGUACUUGCACCUGCUGCAGAUCGUGGAGACCGAGAAGACGGUGGCCAAGCAGCUGCGGCAGCAGAUCGAGGAUGGGGAGAUUGAGAUUGAACGGCUGAAGGCAGAGAUCGCAUCCCUGCUCAAGGACAAUGAGCGCAUCCAGUCCACCCAGACUGUCACACCCAACGACGAAGACAGUGACAUCAAGAAAAUCAAGAAGGUGCAGAGCUUCCUGCGGGGCUGGCUGUGCCGGCGCAAGUGGAAGACCAUCAUCCAGGACUACAUCCGGUCGCCGCACGCCGACAGCAUGCGGAAGAGGAACCAGGUGGUGUUCAGCAUGCUGGAGGCCGAGGCCGAGUACGUGCAGCAGCUGCACAUCCUUGUCAACAACUUCCUGCGCCCCCUGCGGAUGGCCGCCAGCUCCAAGAAGCCUCCCAUCACGCACGACGACGUCAGCAGCAUCUUCCUGAACAGCGAGACCAUCAUGUUUUUGCACCAGAUCUUCUACCAAGGCCUGAAGGCCCGCAUCUCCAGCUGGCCCACUCUGGUCCUCGCCGACCUGUUCGACAUCCUGCUGCCCAUGCUCAACAUCUACCAGGAGUUCGUCCGCAACCACCAGUACAGCCUGCAGAUCCUGGCGCACUGCAAGCAGAACCGCGACUUCGACAAGCUGCUGAAGCACUACGAGGCCAAGCCCGACUGCGAGGAGAGGACGCUGGAGACCUUCCUCACCUACCCCAUGUUCCAGAUCCCCAGGUACAUCCUGACGCUGCACGAGCUCCUGGCCCACACCCCUCACGAGCACGUGGAGCGCAACAGCCUGGACUACGCCAAGUCCAAACUGGAGGAGCUGUCCAGGAUAAUGCACGACGAAGUGAGUGAGACAGAGAACAUCCGGAAAAACCUGGCCAUCGAGCGCAUGAUCAUUGAAGGCUGUGAAAUCCUCCUGGACACCAGCCAGACCUUUGUGAGACAAGGCUCCCUCAUCCAGGUGCCCAUGUCUGAAAAGGGCAAGAUCACCAGGGGGCGCCUGGGGUCUCUGUCCCUAAAGAAAGAGGGCGAGCGACAGUGCUUCCUGUUUUCUAAGCAUCUGAUCAUCUGUACCAGAGGCUCUGGUGGGAAGCUUCACCUGACCAAGAAUGGAGUCAUAUCCCUCAUUGACUGCACUUUAUUGGAGGAGCCAGAAAGCACGGAGGAAGAAGCCAAAGGAUCCGGCCAAGACAUAGACCACUUGGAUUUUAAGAUCGGGGUGGAACCAAAGGAUUCCCCGCCCUUCACAGUCAUCCUCGUGGCCUCAUCCAGACAGGAGAAGGCGGCGUGGACCAGUGACAUCAGCCAGUGUGUGGAUAACAUCCGGUGCAAUGGCCUCAUGAUGAACGCAUUUGAGGAAAAUUCCAAGGUCACUGUGCCGCAGAUGAUCAAGUCCGACGCCUCCUUAUAUUGUGAUGACGUGGACAUUCGCUUCAGCAAAACCAUGAACUCCUGCAAAGUGCUGCAGAUCCGCUAUGCCAGCGUGGAGCGGCUGUUGGAGAGGCUGACGGACCUGCGCUUCCUGAGCAUCGACUUCCUCAACACCUUCCUGCACUCCUAUCGCGUCUUCACCACCGCCGUCGUGGUCCUGGACAAGCUCAUCACCAUCUACAGGAAACCCAUCAGUGCCAUCCCCGCCAGGUCAUUGGAGCUCUUGUUCGCCAGUGGCCAGAACAACAAGCUCCUGUACGGCGACCCCCCCAAGUCGCCACGCGCCACCCGCAAGUUCUCCUCACCCCCACCCCUGUCCAUCACCAAGACAUCAUCCCCGAGCCGCCGGCGGAAGCUCUCCCUAAACAUCCCCAUCAUCACAGGCGGCAAGGCCCUGGACCUGGCCGCCCUCAGCUGCAACUCCAACGGCUACACCAGCAUGUACUCGGCCAUGUCGCCCUUCAGCAAGGCCACGCUGGACACCAGCAAGCUGUACGUGUCCAGCAGCUUCGCCAGCAAGAUUCCAGAUGAGGGCGAUAUGAGCACUGAGAAGCCCGAAGAAUCCUCCGCUCCCAGCAAACAGAGCUCAGAAGUCUCCAUGAGGGAAGAGUCAGAUAAUGAUCAAAACCAGAGUGACGAAGGUGACACUGAGACAUCACCAACCAAAUCGCCAACAACACCAAAAUCGGUCAAAAGCAAAAAUUCCUCAGAGUUCCCACUCUUCUCUUAUAACAAUGGAGUUGUCAUGACCUCCUGUCGCGAGCUGGACAGUAACCGCAGCGCCCUGUCAGCAGCCUCCGCCUUUGCUAUAGCAACUGCAGGCGCCAAUGAGGGCGCCCCAAACAAGGAGAAGUACCGGAGGAUGUCCCUGGCUAGCGCAGGCUUUCCCCCCGACCAGAGGAACGGAGACAAGGAGUUUGUGAUCCGCAGAGCGGCCACCAAUCGCGUCCUGAAUGUGCUCCGCCACUGGGUCUCCAAGCACUCUCAGGACUUUGAGACCAACGACGAGCUCAAAUGCAAGGUGAUCAGCUUCCUGGAGGAGGUCAUGCACGACCCGGAGCUCCUGACCCAGGAGCGGAAGGCUGCAGCCAACAUCAUCAGGACUCUGACCCAGGAUGACCCGGGGGACAGCCAGAUCACGCUGGAGGAGCUCACACAGACGGCUGAAGGCGUGAAGGCCGAGCCCUUUGAAAACCACUCAGCCCUGGAGAUCGCGGAGCAGCUGACCCUGUUGGACCACCUGGUCUUCAAGAAGAUCCCUUAUGAGGAGUUCUUCGGACAAGGAUGGAUGAAACUGGAAAAGAAUGAAAGGACCCCUUAUAUCAUGAAAACCACUAAGCAUUUCAAUGAUAUCAGUAACUUGAUUGCUUCAGAAAUCAUCCGCAAUGAGGACAUCAAUGCGAGGGUGAGCGCCAUUGAGAAGUGGGUGGCCGUGGCUGACAUAUGCCGAUGCUUACACAACUACAAUGCUGUUCUGGAGAUCACCUCAUCCAUGAACCGGAGCGCAAUCUUCCGGCUGAAAAAGACAUGGCUCAAAGUCUCUAAGCAGACAAAAACUUUGAUUGAUAAGCUCCAAAAGCUUGUGUCGUCAGAGGGCAGAUUUAAGAAUCUGAGAGAAGCUCUGAAAAAUUGUGACCCACCCUGUGUCCCUUACCUGGGGAUGUACCUCACUGACCUGGCCUUCAUCGAAGAGGGGACGCCCAACUACACGGAGGACGGCCUGGUCAACUUCUCCAAGAUGAGAAUGAUAUCCCAUAUCAUCCGAGAGAUUCGCCAGUUUCAACAAACUGCGUACAAGAUAGAGCACCAGGCAAAGGUAACCCAAUAUUUACUGGACCAAUCUUUUGUAAUGGACGAAGAAAGUCUCUACAAGUGUUCUCUCCGAAUAGAACCAAAACUCCCCACCUGAAGCUGUACCCAGCCCACCGCCAUGGACACAUGCUAUAUGAUAUUGUACAUAGUCGUUUGGUUUCUCUGGGUUUUCUUCUUUAGUAUGUGCUUCUCCAAGAAUACAAAUCCGUUCUUGUUCUUAGAUUCCUGUAGAACCAAAAUAUGAAUCUCUGCACCGGUUAGGACUUGGUCCACGCACCCCACCCCUCGUUUCCUGCAGUGCCUGUUUCUCUGAAACAAUUGUACUCUUAGUCUGUUCUUCCCAGCCCCUCACUCUCCCCCAAAGGGAAAACAGAAUCCGUGCAUACACGAAUCUUUGGCACCAGUCCUGCUUCUGUCCGUCCCCAGCCCAGGCCCCUGGGUUGAGCUGGCCACACAGCAUCCUCCGGCAUGUUCCAUGUAGCUGUUAUAACAGGGUGGGGGGUAGGGGGGAGGCGGGAGGGGGAACCGUACCCUGAAGUCCAGUCAUCGACGAAUCUUCCCGCUGACGGUGAUGCCAAUUUCCAAAGCAGCUUUUUCAGCCAAAAUCGCAGGUCUCAAAACUCCGUGUCUCCCAGUGACCUGGAGGGAAAGGAGUCCUGUCCGCUGAGAACCACGCCCUGCGACACUGAGGCCACCACCUCGUUCAGGCACUACGUGGCUCCUGGCUCUGAGAAUAAACCCAGGUAGCGUGACUAGCAGUCUCGAUAACCCUGGACAAGGCCCUGGAACUUCCUGAGGAAAACAGAAUCACAACACAAAGUCAUGUCGACUUCUGCCGACGGCUGCCCAGCAUUCACUGCGAGUCGGGAACACACAAGAAUGUCACUUUUCCUCUAUGAGCUGCCUAACGGUCACUACAAGCUUACGUUGAGUUGCUCCAAGUCUGUAUGCCUUGUGAAAAAAAUAGUACCACACUGUAGAAUUAGGAAAUCAAUAACCAAGUGUUUUUAUUGCAUAUACUGUAGUCCUGUCUAAAUGCCUUCUAGCAGGAAUAUAGUACCGUAGUGCUUAUUCUGUGAAUAUUACCAUCUAUUUUUUACAUUGUACAGUAUAGAAAACACAGGUUAACUCUGAAGUGGCAGGCAUGCUCCACUCUGACAAACAGACAACUUUUGCUGUAAGCAAUACCUAGUGGUAUGAGAAUUCUCUUUCAAGUCCUACAAUAUUUCAACUUACAGCUUGUUUGGAAAAAAAAAGAAAUUUCCAUUUUUGUAAAAAUAUAUGUUUCCUGAUUACCUCUUGCUAAUAAAUCUAUUCUAUCUCAGGGU
Aethalodelphis obliquidens (Pacific white-sided dolphin) is the source of this 5378-nucleotide messenger RNA. It is a transcript of the gene RASGRF1, whose product is annotated as Ras protein specific guanine nucleotide releasing factor 1. The transcript has 27 exons. Gene Ontology annotation, cellular component: plasma membrane. Gene Ontology annotation, biological process: Ras protein signal transduction. The record is from RefSeq and is a predicted model, not a curated record. Bases 374 to 4147 code for a protein of 1257 amino acids. Lineage: Eukaryota; Metazoa; Chordata; Mammalia; Artiodactyla; Delphinidae. Gene Ontology annotation, molecular function: guanyl-nucleotide exchange factor activity.